GGAGCCCUUGUCUCGGAAAGACUGGAUACCUUUUUCCUCCCUUCCACUCCCCGUCCUCCCCCCUUCGCCUGAAAAAAAGUUGGGCGUUUGGCCUGCGGGAGACCUGCCCGCGCCAGAAUUCAUAACCAAGCUGCAUUUGCUUCCAGUCAUUGGAUCGCCUCCCACUCGUCUCGUUUGGACACACUACAACAUUGUGUCUUGAAAAUUCCGCCUGGUCGCAAGCUGUUACCGGGUUUCCCCCACCCAACCGACAACCACAUUUAAACAAUGUCGUCUGCAUCUAAUCUGCAGUCAAACAAGUCUCAUUCCCAAUCUGGACGGCGUCAUCCAUUAUCCAUCGACAGCGUUGUCGACGGACCGCAUCAACGGGAUCCGGGCCCGCGGAAUUCUGAUGCUUAUGGGAGAGGACCACUUUCGUCUGAUAGGGCAGCGUCAAACCCACCGCAGUCACAGCAAAAUCCCGCAUCAGAUGCACCUUCAACCGCAUCAAUGGUGUGUUCAUAUCAGUUGAGAAUCCUUCAACACCCAGUACGUGCACGCUGUUGCGGAUUUGGAAAUAAAGACCGGCGAGCCGUUGAUCCGCCGCCAGUAGUGGAAUUGGUGAGACUGGAUGCUGCUGGCAAGGAAAUAGACAGCUGCGAAGAAGCUCCUUUCCUAGUAUGCCAUGCAUCACUUUGGAACCCAGAGGGCACAGAGGAUCGCAGUUUGGUAGAAAACGUAUACGCCCAAGGCGGUGGAAACGACGCAGCAGAUGCCAGCGUGCACGCAGUAGUUGGUUCCCAGGUGGCCAUAGCUCAAUCAUUAAAAGAUGUGGACGAUAAGCGGAAAAUGAUGUUUUUAUAUCCGGACUUGUCUGUUCGUUUGCCUGGACGAUACUCGUUUCGGUUUCAGCUUGUGGACGUUUCGCUAGGGAGGCCAGCAGAGGGCAACUUGAAGCAGAUGGUUGGCCGUGAUGCCGUAGAAGGAAAGCCGGUGCUGGCGGUAGUUCAAUCCUUGCCCUUUGAGUCCUACAGGCCGAAACAGUUCCCGGGAAUGCUAAAGUCAACGGAAUUGUCCAGACGUCUUGCAGAACAGGGCAUUGUGGAGAUACGAGCACGCAAUCGAAGUCCGCCACCUCAACGCGACGAGUCUUAGGAAGAGAGCAGCACACAUAGCGGACAGUUUUUCUUUAGCGAAGCAGCCGUCUGCGCCUUCACGAAACGGACGAGCAAUGUUUGCAAAUCAAUCACCCUAUCUAACACGCCGAGAGAGAUACUUCCGUAUCUUGUGUCCUCUGCGAAUUUAUUUUCUAACAGUCAUUUGGGGGCAUCCACAUUAUUUUUCUCUCUCUCUUAUAUCACUUGGCCGGUUGCUUCAACAAGGCGGCGGUGGAGGAAAGGUUUUGGUAGAGUUUGGUAGUUUUUUUAUUUGAAUAGGGUUCUCUCACCACCCACCCGAUCGUAUUAUUUUAAUGUGUAUCUUGUACCUGUACCAAAAAUGUACAUCAAGUAGUUCAUCGCUGCCUUGUCGGGGUUGGUUUUUCUUUCCCGGGUAAGGAAGUGAGAAGCAGAUUUAGCCAA
Spizellomyces punctatus DAOM BR117 is the source of this 1559-nucleotide messenger RNA. RefSeq lists its product as uncharacterized. Bases 268 to 1134 code for a protein of 288 amino acids. NCBI's taxonomy places the organism in Eukaryota, Fungi, Chytridiomycota, Chytridiomycetes, Spizellomycetales, Spizellomycetaceae. The record is from RefSeq and is a predicted model, not a curated record. The transcript has 8 exons.